Anopheles stephensi (Asian malaria mosquito) is the source of this 2526-nucleotide messenger RNA. RefSeq lists its product as uncharacterized. Bases 347 to 2113 code for a protein of 588 amino acids. The record is from RefSeq and is a predicted model, not a curated record. Lineage: Eukaryota; Metazoa; Arthropoda; Insecta; Diptera; Culicidae. The transcript is spliced from 2 exons.
AAAAUUAGGACGUUGCAUGCGGAUUCGAGCACUUGUAUGACGAGUGGGUGCGCAUCGGCGGUGAACGAAUUCAAGGAAAAAUCGUGCAAAUCUGUGUAAAUUAUGUGAAUAAAAGUGUUUUGAACGUGCCUUGUUAGAUGCGGUUUUAUCUACACGCUCAAAUCAAUCGAAAGGAACUACAGCGGAACUGUAAUUUACGCCUGAAAAUAGAACGCCUCGAACGGAUGACGUCUGUCGCCAAAGCGACCUUGCGAUUGCCGAGAAAUCUUGUUUACGUUCGUGCGUGUGAGCGCGCGAAUCUUUUGAGGAAAAUUUAAAAUCACCGACAACGAAAAAGUGUUCCCAAAUGGCACAACCAUUGGAUGCGCAGUGGCUCUCCGAAGAGGUAGAAGAGUUCCAGAUGAAGGAAGAAGACGUUAUCUACGAGGAUAUCGAGUACAUCGAAGAAUAUGUGAAUUCUUUCGAUGAUCAGAACGAUGCCGAAGGUGCCAGUUCGGCAACCGGAGAGGAAAACCGAUGCGCGACCAAUUUUGCAAGCAUCGAUGAUGCGCUGGAUGCGUUACAGAAUUCCGUAUGGUCCAUCAAACCCCCCGAACGUACCGGCACGAUGGGUCGCAAGCUGGCCCAUCCUCGUUCCGUUCCGAUUGGUUUGGCCAAAUCGGCGAAAAGUUGUGCCGAGUGCUUGUCACUGUUUCUCGAUGCCGACGUAAUCGCCAUGAUAACGGAGUACACCAACGAGCAGAUCAAGGCGGAACAGCCCAACUACAGCCGUGAGCGUGAUGCAAACUUAACGGACGAAACGGAAAUUCGAGCCCUGCUGGGUGUGCUGUUUAUCGCUGGUACGGUGCGUGACGGGCGGGAAAAUGUGGAGUAUCUGUUCGACAGUAAGAUGGGCACCGGUUUGGAAGCGGUCUAUCUCACCAUGACCUUGAUUCGGUACCACUUUCUCGUGCGAAACGUGCGCUUCGACGAUCCUGCUGCAGCGCUGGACGAAACGGAAGGCGAUAAGCUGGCGCCGAUCAGAGAGAUCUACGAGCGGAUUGUGAGCAAUUGCCAGAAGUACGUCCGCCCCGGUCGCUUUCUGAUGCUGGAUGAGCAAACGGUAAAAUUCAACGGGAAAUGUGAUUUCCGACAGUUUCUCACGAAUGUCCCGGGCAGGGCGGGAUUCAAGUUUCACCUGCUGGCGGACUGUGAGACUUCCUACAUAAGCAAUCUGGAAGUUUGCGUACCGGACAACCAAAAUCCGUACAAUUUAAGCUACGCACCGGUCGAUGUUGCGAUGCGACUGACGGAACCAAUCCAGGGCAAGCAGAAAACGGUCAUCAUGGGACCCUCGUUUACGUCCCCGGAGCUUAUAAAGAAACUGUACGCGAGCCGCACGAUGGUCAUCGGGGAGGUGAAGAAAUCGUACCAAGACAUUCCAAAAGCGUACGUCUCGAACAGAGGACGUUCGGAGCAUAGCAUACUGGCCGCAUACCACGAUACGGUCACGCUAGUGUCGUACAUCACACGACGGAAGGAUGUGAUGCUGCUAAUGUCCUCCUUCACGGAGGCCGAUCCGGAAGAGAGUGGAGAGCCGGACGAAAAUCAAAAGCACGCCCAACUCCUCCAGCUGGUGGAGCUUUACAGUCAGACCAAAACUACCAUCGGUACGAUUCAGCAAAUGUGCGCUAUUUACGAUGCGUCGCGAUGCACUCGCCGGUGGCCAAUGGCUAUGUUUUUCAACCUGAUGAACCUGUGCGCCAUCAAUGCCUGGUGCAUCUAUCAGCUAAACCAUCCGCAGGAGGAAAAAAUCAGCCGUCGGGAUUUUCUGGUCAAUAUGGCACUGGAGCUGCUGCGGCCCCAGGCACGGAAGCGGUUGGAUCAGAAAACGCUACCACGAACACUGAAACAGCGCAUCGCUAUGUUUCUAGGGGUUAGUCGGGAGGAGUAUGAAACCGUACCGGUGUUGGAGAAUCGACGAGACGUGCGAGGUCGGUGCUAUUUGUGCAGCAGGGCACGGAACAAAACCACACGCAUUGUGUGCCACAGUUGCGGCAAGUUCACCUGUGGCGCACAUUGUGCACAGCUGUGCCGUACGUGCUACAUGGAGGAAGGCACGGAGGAUCAGUGAGGACUGGGAGUCUGAAUCUGUUGAGACGCAUUCCUUUACGUUGGGGGAAAAAAAUGUUUGGCAGAAAAUACACAUGAACAUGGCUAUUCAACAAGUAAAGGUUGUUUAUUAAUUAAAAUAAGGAAUGAAAUUAUGUCAAAAACAGUUGAAAUCAGUUGUAUUUGAAGUACGCAAAGAAAUAAAAAUUUCAUUGUGUGGCUUGUAUGGCAAAAAGAUGCAAAAUCGGUUCCCCGUGUGCACAACUGAGUCUCCAGCUACGUCUAGAAUCAACAUCAGAAAUGGCCAACCAAACCCUUUCGAGAUUGUAGUCCCAAACAAAGUCCCCAAUAUAGAAAAGAUCGCUCGUUCAAUAAAAAUUACGCAACUCGAAAUAGAGCAUAACGGUCAGCUAAAACAGGCAUCGAUAAACUUUA